Theileria equi strain WA is the source of this 435-nucleotide messenger RNA. RefSeq names its product signal peptide containing protein. Lineage: Eukaryota; Apicomplexa; Aconoidasida; Piroplasmida; Theileriidae. The record is from RefSeq and is a predicted model, not a curated record. The coding region runs from base 1 to 435 and encodes 144 amino acids. The transcript has a single exon.
AUGAAGAUUCUGGCAUUGCUAUGGACGGUAUGUCUGGUAAGAUUAUGCAGUGCAGGCUUUUGGUGCUGUGGAGGAAGUAAAACGCAUGACGAUGAAGUUACUGUUAGAACAGUACAAGGAGGCUCUAAUAAAGUCUCUACGGAGAAUCUCAGAGCAGUUCCACCUCAACAGCCUGUAGAGUCUCUUCCUCAACCAACUGAACCUAAGGAAGUCCCUCAGGAUGGCAUUAAUUUGGACCUUGCCAAACCAGAUGAGACAACGAGUAGACUAGCCCCGAGAAAUGGUCUUGUACUCUCUCCUCAUGGAGCCUUUAGUAUAACCUCAGUUAUGGAUGGCAAUCAGGUCCUUUGGGAGGCCAAAGAAGAUAAUGAAAAGUAUGUAACCAUUAACCUAUACUCCAAGGGGGUGCAUCCGUGCUACUUGGUAUCGAAGUAA